CUCUCCUCCCUUCGAAUAUAUUAUAUAUCGAAAUAAUCUCCGACAUUAAGUGCGGUCAGAUUUCGCAGCACAGAAAGUUCGAAAGAUUCAAAUUUGGAAAACGCAAAAUGAUCGCAGCCGAAGAAGUACUCGACAUGGAGAAAAGCUACGUUCAGGUUGUAUUGGAGAAAUCUAAAUUGUUUGGAAGCAGACCUGCGUUUAUCGAUGCAGAAACGGGCAAAACGUUUUCCUUUGAUGAUGUCGUAAGUAGAUCUAAGAAGCUUUCGAAGAUCCUCAAGGAAAUCGGACUGAGGAAAGACGACAUCAUUGCUAUUUGCAUGGAAAAUAACAUCAAUUAUCCUAUCGUUUUUCUGGCUUGCCUCUUUAAUGGCAUUGUGCUGCAUUUUAUAAAUCCCAAAAGUACAUUCUAUGAGAUGGAGCAUGUCCUUCGUAUGAGUAAACCAAGGUUGAUAUUUACCAGUAACUCAACAUUUCAAUUGAUAUCUUUAAUACGCGAGAAAUUCAAAUUCAUUCAGUCCCACAUCAAUCUGACGAAGCACUCGGAAUGUGUGAGUCUGGAGGAGCUCCUAGAUUUCGACGAUUACAACAUAGAUGAUUUUGAAUUGGCGCAGUUUGAUCCCGUGGAGCAAGUCGCUAUUAUUCUGAACUCUUCGGGGACGACGGGAUUGCCUAAGGGUGUUCUGAUCACCCACGACAAUCUUAGAUGCAUGUUCGGAUAUUUCGGUAAUCCGCGAUUUAUUCCGAGCGGCUUGGAUGACGUAACGCUCUCGGUGUGCCCGUUCUACCAUCUCUACGGAGUGAUUAUUUCAGGCAUCACCAUGGUUACAGGAAUGGUUUCCGUGGUGAUGUCCAAGUACAAGAACGAGACGUACCUGGAGUUGAUUGAAACUUACCAUGUGACGAUGUUGUUCUUGGUGCCGCCGAUGGCGAUGAUUUUGGCGAAAAGUCCUCUGGUCGACAACUAUAAGCUGGAUAGUCUCAAAUGGAUUUUUUGCGGUGCGGCUCCUUUAGGCAUCGAAGUGCAGACGAUGCUUUCGAGUAGACUGAACGUGACGAUCCAGCAGCUGUACGGAAUGACAGAACUGACGGGUUUAGUCACUAUAAUGCCAACAGAUGUCAAGGAGUUUAAGAAGACGGGAUGCGUUGGCAUUCUAACUCCGGGUACCUUGGCGAUGGUCAGGGAUCUGGAGACCGACUUACCGUUGGGUCCAUAUCAACCUGGGGAACUCUGCUUCAAGGGUCGUUUCAUCAUGAAGGGAUAUAUCAAUAAUCCCGGUGCAUCACAGGCGGCCAUAGACAAAGAUUCGUAUCUUAGAACUGGUGAUCUUGGGUACUACGAUCAGGAUGGCUACUUCUACGUCGUAGAUCGACUCAAAGAGUUGAUCAAGUACAAAGGAUUCCAGGUACCUCCCGCUGAACUGGAGGACGUUAUCAAUUCGAAUGAGUCUGUCGCAGAUUCAGCUGUUAUUGGUAAACCCGACGAUUUCGCCGGGGAAUUGGCCGUGGCUUUUGUCGUCAAGAAGCCGUACAGCGAUAUCAGCGAACAAGAUAUCAUCGAGUACGUGGCAAAGCAUCUUUCGAGGGAAAAACAUAUAUACGGAGGAGUUAUUUUUCUGGAUGAAAUCCCCAAGACACCAUCCGGGAAAAUAUUGAGAAAGGAAUUGAGAAAAGUUAUCAUAUAAUCUAAUUAUCUACAAAAACCUGUACAUAGUCUUAGUAUAUUUUAUCACCAAUAAAUCCUAAAUCAAUAUAU
Nicrophorus vespilloides is the source of this 1753-nucleotide messenger RNA. Its product is annotated as 4-coumarate--CoA ligase 1-like. Gene Ontology annotation, molecular function: long-chain fatty acid-CoA ligase activity. The record is from RefSeq and is a predicted model, not a curated record. The transcript has 5 exons. Bases 108 to 1682 code for a protein of 524 amino acids. NCBI's taxonomy places the organism in Eukaryota, Metazoa, Arthropoda, Insecta, Coleoptera, Silphidae. Gene Ontology annotation, biological process: long-chain fatty acid metabolic process; fatty-acyl-CoA biosynthetic process.